CGCGGCGGGCCCCUGCAGUCUCCACCUGGCUGGGCACGUGAUGGGUCGUCCGCGAGCGUCGCUGCUGCUGGCGGCUGCCCUCUGCGUCUGCGCCGCGCUCUGCUCACAAGGAUGGGCGCUGCGCUGCUACUACUGCAACUCCAAGGGAAACGCCAGCUGCGGGGACCCGUUCUCCCCUGAGCUGGCCAAUCUCGUCAACUGCUCUCGCCCUGAGCAGCUCUGCGGCAAGAUCACACACGUCGCUGACCGCGGGGCCGACGUGGAGCGGCGCUGCGUCUCCGGAGGCGGGUCCGCAUCGUGGGCCAGCGGCCACGUGUACACGUGCGGGCACGACGCGUGUAACGGGACGGGCCGCCUCGGCCCAGCUGCAGUUACUGCUGCCGGCGCCCGCGCCGUGCUGUCGCUCGCUGUCUUCGCCGCCGUGGGCCGUGCCUUGUGACUGCUUCGCGCCCGCCAGCCGGCUACUGAUAAGCAGCCGAAACCGCCGUAGUGGAUAGCGACCAGCCAAAGUGGUGGCGGUUCAGUUUCAGAUUGCAGUGCUACACAUCUGGCGGGAGCGCCACUGUAGUCUCAGGCUAGACAGUUAUCUCGGACAUAGGCCAGAAAAGCGCCAGCGAAAUGAUUUCCUCAAUAUGCCCACUUACUUUAGAAACGACGAAUUUGCAAGGUUGAGUUACGAAUCAGUCAUAAGUAAGCUAAAUACCCUACACGAGGUGCAUCACAAAUGAGACAACGCAGAUGCACAAUCUCGUUUCAGUGAGUAUGCCCACGAGCAGUUUAAAUAGGAGAGGGUACUGACAAAACUAUCCGAUGUACGAACAUGAACUUGACAAGAGAGACUGCGGAUUUGCAAAAAGAUAAAAAGGGACGUUUUGACUUAAACCAUAAAGAAAAGGACGAAACAGUUCAAUUCGCGUCCUAUUCUCCGGCCUAGUGGUGUUUACAGCUUCGUUUCUGUCCGUAACCAGUCUGCUCUCCAUUUGUCCAGUUACACACUUACUAAUGCUGACGUGGCAGCACAUACUGUUUUAAUGGCAUCCGAAAAAUAAAGGGAGAAACAGCAUCCCCAUACGACCGUGCUGUUCGCUCCUUCCCUGUGUCUGCCAUGAAAGUUGCAACUUCUCUGUGGGGCUGCUCUCUAAUGAAAGUCUAUUAACAGGAAGGAAAAAACACUUUUUUUAAUAUUGUUAAUACACUGUUGUAGAUAAAUUGGAUAUACUCUGAAAAGGUUUCUCUCGGGUAUGUCCAAACAAUCGUCUUUCAUAAUUAGAUUGUUUCACCGUUUACAUAACUCUGAAAGUUGCCUUGUAAACUGCCAUCGGUCGAGUUCAGUCAUCAUUGCUCGUCUGAAAGUGGAUUUCCCUCGUAUGCUACAAUACUCUAACCCAGUUAUUCACACGUAAAUAGCUCUAAUUUUCAUGCAGUAUCCAAGAGGGACGGUACUACGAAAAACGGUUAAUUUGUACGACUGUUACUAAGUCAUCCUGAAACUCCAAUCCACUACUGAUCAGAAUGAAUAUUUCAGAAACGCUUACCCACCAAAGGCCGUGGAGAGAUUUCGAGACUCUCUCUUGCCAUACCCACGUCUUCCUCUCUAGUGGUUCACAGGAGUAUAUUUCGUUCAGGAGCGCGCACGACAUAGGGAAGCUGUGAACGUACAGUGCAUGCAUCUGCAUGAAAUAACCAUACUCAUAAAAACCGAUAACUGCUUUCCUAUCGCGUAAUUUGCAGUGACCCAACAAUUUUCAAAUGGAAAGGGAACUUACUGUGAGUAAAACACAGUAAAAAGUAUCACCAUAUCUUGCAAGGUAAGUUGAACAGAAAAUUAUUAAAGACGUAACGCCACCGUCUGAGAGUCGUGAAAGGAUUCUUCAACUGUUAACUGCGCCUGAAAAAUUUGCGAUAGAAUAAUCAAAAGUAUACUACAUCUCCAAUGCCCUUGAGUAUAUUAAAAUUUUCAAAUAGUAUGGCAAAACCUGAAGCUUAAAACGUACACACAUUCUACAUAAUUUUCAGUAGCAUUAGUUUUUACAGAAACUGUUCAUAAGUAUUGUAAAUAUAGAAUAAUGAAUCUAAUGAAGACAUAUGUUAUGUACGAUUACGGGUUUAUGUCAAAUUGAAAAUUUCUGUCUCUGCUUCUUGCCAUUCAUAAAAAAAUAUCGUAAAACGUGCAAUAGCUUGAAAAAUAUUUUACUUUACCUUUUUGAAAAUUUAUCAAAUGCCAUAAUUCUUCAUAUAAUAUAAAGUAGUGAUAGUGAAGUUAUUACACAAAGAAUUAUUAUUCCUUUCGAAUGACAGAGCAAUGACUGUGACGUCGUGUGGCUGUGCUGAGUACGGUCAGUACGAGCGAGUGCUGGCUCUCACAAUCAGAACAAUUCGUCGCUGCAGACGGAAACCUUACUACAUUAGCUAGAGACGAAGGGAAGGACAUAGUUGCUUCUCCACAAAAUGUAUUUCGUAUAUAGACGCAUCAUCUAAUGAUUUACUCCAAACUAUUUGUAAUAUGUUCUCGGAAGACAGCUUUCGGAAGGAAUUAGGAAGAACGUAUUUUAAACAUACCUGUGCCUUUUCCAAUUCAAAUAAAAGUUAAAUUAAGUGUAUAAA
Schistocerca piceifrons (Central American locust) is the source of this 2604-nucleotide messenger RNA. RefSeq lists its product as uncharacterized. The record is from RefSeq and is a predicted model, not a curated record. The transcript is spliced from 3 exons. Bases 41 to 439 code for a protein of 132 amino acids. NCBI's taxonomy places the organism in Eukaryota, Metazoa, Arthropoda, Insecta, Orthoptera, Acrididae. Gene Ontology annotation, biological process: sleep; positive regulation of voltage-gated potassium channel activity; regulation of synaptic transmission, cholinergic.